Solanum pennellii is the source of this 1533-nucleotide messenger RNA. RefSeq names its product acylsugar acyltransferase 3-like. The coding region runs from base 1 to 1347 and encodes 448 amino acids. The record is from RefSeq and is a predicted model, not a curated record. NCBI's taxonomy places the organism in Eukaryota, Viridiplantae, Streptophyta, Magnoliopsida, Solanales, Solanaceae. The transcript has a single exon.
AUGGCCUCAUCAACAAUUCUUUCAAGAAAAAUCAUUAAACCUUCUCCCCCCACCCCUUCUUCACAUAGACAUUACAAUCUCUCUUUUAGAGAUCAAACAGCUAAUACUCUAUAUUUACCAAUUGCUGCCUUGUACUCUAAACCUGAAAAUCACACCAUAACUCAAAUAUCCAAUAUUCUUGAAAAUUCCCUUUCAAAAAUAUUAUUCUUUUAUUAUCCCUUCGCGGGACAAAUCAAGGAUAAUAAGUAUGUUGAUUGCAAUGAUACAGGUGCUGAGUAUUUUCAUGUCAAAGUCAAUUGUCAAAUGUCUGAAAUACUUAGCAAUCCUUAUAAUGAUGCUAUUGAGAUAGUGUUCCCACAAAAUAUGGCUUGGAGUGAUUCCUUGUCAAAAGAAAGAAGUAGCCUUGUAGUGGUCCAAUUGAGUCAUUUUGAUUGUGGUGGAGUGGGAGUUAGCUUAUGUGUAUCCCACAAGAUUGCUGAUGGGUACAGCGCGUUUAAGUUCCUUGGUGAUUGGAUUUCUAUGGCUAGAGACGAUCAUAAAUUAAAUUUCCAACCAUCUCCUCAGUUUGAUGGAGCUUUGUUCCUUCCACCAAUAGAUAAUCCUCCACCUAUGCCUAAUGUUGUGCCUGACCCACAACGAUGUGUGUCAAGAAUGUACAAUUUGUCAUCAUCGAGCUUGUCUAAACUCAAGGAUAUUAUUGUUUCAACAAAUUCACAAAUACAAAAUCCAUCUCGCAUUGAAGUUGCCACAGCACUUAUUCAUAAGUGUGGGGUUGAUGUGUCAAUGGCAAAAUCAGGCGUGUUUAGACCAACUAUGUUAUACCAGGUAAUGAAUUUACGCCCCCUUAUUCCACUCAACACAAUGGGAAAUGCUACUUGUCUCUUUAGCACAAUAGCAAUGACAAAAGAUAACGUAACAUUAUCAAACUAUGUUGGUGAGUUACAAAAGGCUAAACAACAACUUCGACAUGAAUUGAAACAUAUGGACACAAAUGAACUAGCCUCACAUGCAAUUGAAAAACUUAAAGAGAUUGUAAAGAUAGCAAAUGAGGAUGUAUUUGACAUAUAUUUUUGUACAAGUUUGUGCACUUUUGGGUCACAUAAGAUUGAUUUUGGAUGGGGUAGCCCCCUAAGAGUGACUCAAGUGAAACAUCCAACUAAAAAUAAAUUUAUGUUACUGGAUGAUCCAAGUGGAGAAGGGAUAAAUGUACUAAUCACUUUGACUGAGGCUGAUAUGUUACUAUUUCAAAAUAACAAAGAGCUUCUAGAGUUUGCUUCUCCAGUUGUUGAAUCGUCUUUGUUAGGGAGCACUUUACCUCUCAACGUGGGACUUUCUGACGUGAAAUAAAAAUUAUAGUCGGGUUCUAAUAUGAGUACCGAACACCGGAUGAGAAAUUAAAAAAAUAAGAGCUGUCUCAUGACCAAGCCAUAAUGUGUAUUUGUUUAUUUUUUUAUUUCAUUUUAUUUAUUUUGAGAACAUAUUAUAAUUGUCAAGUUGCAUUUGUAAAACACUCUUAUGAUAUAAAAUAAAAAA